AUGAGCACAGAGCUCAGCGGCAUCGCCACAAAGGUGAAAAAACCACAGGCCGCCGCCGCGGCCCCAAAGAAAAGGGCCAACGGCAUAUUCACGACAAUGUCCGUUGCCCACGUGGACGACGAGGAAGACAACGACCCCAGCCCCGGCGGCGGUCCCCACCGCGUGGAGAAGGCUUUCCCCGAUGGCUCCCUCUACACCGGCCACUGGUCCGGCGACCGCCCCCACGGCCACGGCAAGUGCCUCUGGCCAGACGGCUGCAUGUACGAGGGAGACUGGGCCGGCGGGCGGCCCGCGGGCCGCGGCCGUUUCAGCUGGCCCUCCGGCGCCACCUACGAGGGCCGUUUCCGGGCCGGCCACAUGGACGGAGAGGGCUCCUACACGGGCUUUUCUGGCGACGCGUACCGCGGCCAGUGGUCCGGUGACGAGCGGCACGGCCGCGGGGCCCGCUCGUACGGCAACGGCGACCACUACGAGGGCCAGUGGCGGCGGGCCCACCCUCACGGCCGGGGUAGGUACACGUGGCACAACGGGAACCAAUACAUUGGGCAGUGGAAACAGGGGAGGAUGCACGGGACGGGCACCAUGAUAUGGGCCAACGGGAACCAGUACGACGGGAGCUGGCUCGACGGGCUGCCACGUGGCAACGGAACCUUCCGGUGGGCCGACGGAAGCUUCUACGUCGGAUUUUGGAGCGAAGAACCGAGGGAGAUGAGCGGGACGUACUACCCGUCCAGCUCACAGGCGGUCGGGGGAAGCUUCGAGUGGGACCCGCGAGAGGUGUAUUAUUUGGUGAGCUUGAGCGAUUGUCGAGUGGCUCGAGGGGAGAAAAUAUCAAUUUUGCCCUCGGAGAAGGGCGUGAACUGGCCGUGUGAGGAUUCUUGUGGGGUUGUCGUAAGGGGCGGGUCGUCGGGUAAUUGGGGCGGGUGUAGUUUGGGUUCGGAGUCGGAUUUGAGUAUGGAGGGAGGGAGUAAAGGCUCGGGAAGGGAAGGGAACGGUGAAGGAGUCGAGGAUUAUUCGAGUGUGGGGUCGAGAGGAUGUAGUAAGAGGCCUCCUCCUCGGAUGAUAAUUAAACCGGCCAGGAGGUACGGCCACACAAUUUCUAAAGGGCACAAGAAUUACGAGCUUAUGCUGAAUUUGCAGCUAGGGAUAAGGCAUUCGGUAGGAAGACCUGCUCCAGCAACGUCCCUUGAUCUCAAGAAUUCGGCAUUUGAUCCGAGGGAUAAAUUAUGGACAAGAUUUCCACCCGAGGGGUCUAAGCAUACUCCGCCCCACCAGUCGUGCGAAUUUAAAUGGAAAGAUUACUGCCCGUUGGUUUUCAGGACUCUGAGAAAAUUAUUUAAGGUGGAUCCGGCGGAUUACAUGAUGUCGAUAUGCGGAAAUGAUGCCCUCCGAGAGCUGUCAUCGCCCGGAAAAAGUGGAAGCUUCUUUUACUUGACUAACGAUGAUAAAUAUAUGAUCAAGACCGUGAAGAAAUCGGAAGUAAAAGUGCUUAAAAGAAUGCUUCAGGCUUAUUACAAUCAUGUUCGGUCAUACGAGAACACUCUGGUUACAAAGUUUUUUGGCCUUCAUUGCGUGAAGAUGACCGGGCCCGCGCAAAAGAAGGUUCGGUUUGUCAUUAUGGGAAAUUUGUUCUGUACCGAGUUUGCUGUCCAUAGACAUUUCGACUUGAAGGGUUCUUCUCACGGCCGCCUAACCGUAAAACCAGAAUCCGAAAUCGAGCCCACAACCACUCUCAAAGAUCUCGAUUUGAACUUCGUUUUCCGGUUGCAAAAGUCUUGGUUCCAAGAUUUCUGCAGGCAAGUGGACCGUGACUGUGACUUUCUCGAGCAGGAACGGAUUAUGGAUUACAGCCUUUUGGUCGGCAUUCACUUCCGAGAAAUAUCGCCUUCCGGCGAACCACUAACUACGGACACUAAUAAUAAUAUUUCCAGAGCAAAAACACCUAAUGGUGCACGUCUAUCCACGACUCUACCUUUCGUUUCUAACAAAAAAGAAAAAAACUUUCUUUCUAACGAGUGGGCAUCGAUUAGGUUAGGUCGCAACAUGCCCGCACGAGCCGAGCUAACAGCAAGAAGAAACAAUGCCGAGCCCCAGCUGGUGGGGGACCCGACAGGGGUGUACUAUGAUGUCAUCCUCGUAUUCGGGAUAAUCGACAUUUUGCAAGAUUAUGACAUCAGCAAGAAGCUGGAGCACGCGUAUAAGUCUUUCCACUAUGACUCCACGUCGAUAUCGGCCGUGGACCCCAGGCAGUACUCGAGACGCUUUCGUGAUUUUAUAUUCAAGAUUUUCACGGAGGACUCGGGAUGA
Messenger RNA from Striga hermonthica, 2307 nucleotides. NCBI's taxonomy places the organism in Eukaryota, Viridiplantae, Streptophyta, Magnoliopsida, Lamiales, Orobanchaceae. The record is from the annotation of a GenBank genome assembly.